Messenger RNA from Helicoverpa armigera (cotton bollworm), 1245 nucleotides. Its product is annotated as lipase member H-B. The record is from RefSeq and is a predicted model, not a curated record. Lineage: Eukaryota; Metazoa; Arthropoda; Insecta; Lepidoptera; Noctuidae. Gene Ontology annotation, molecular function: lipase activity. Gene Ontology annotation, biological process: lipid catabolic process. The transcript is spliced from 6 exons. Bases 65 to 1132 code for a protein of 355 amino acids.
UGGUGUGCUCACGCACGUAGUGUUGAUAAUCGAUAAUGGUAUUAGUUCAAAUAUUUUGGUGAUUAUGAAAAUAGUGGUGAUUUUGAUGUUGGUGGUAUGCGUGGAAGCGGACACUGGGCAGCCGGCUGGGUUUAUGGCUGAUUGUCCAGGAAUGAAUCGAACGACUGUCUUGUCAGAGGCCACGAAGCGUUCACUAUCAGUGGUAGUAGUGUACCCCACUUCAGGCUUCCUGGGCCACCGGGAGGUACGGUGCAAGCUCAGCACAGAGGGCGCCGCGUGUGCAGCCAAACACCUUGACUUUAAGAAACGGAAAACUCAGGUGAUGAUCAGCGGUUACUUGGACGGCUCCUUCUCCCCAAUAGUGCGCUCGUUCAUAGCGAUGUACCUGAAACUAGGACGAAACGUCAUCGUCUUGGAAAUAUUUCCCAUUCUUGUGCGAACUUAUCCCAUAGCUGCCCGCAUCACAAAGCCGCUGGGUGAGCUACUAGGCGAGUUCCUCGCCUCCCUGACCUUCCAAGGUUUAUCUCCCCGUCGUCUUGAGCUGGUGGGCGGAAGCCUGGGCGCCCACAUCGCGUCCUUCGCAGCCGACACCUACCGACAGUUGACCGGCCGACGACCCGCUAGGAUUACUGGCCUAGAUCCGGCGGGUCCGUGCUUCCGCAACGUGCCGGCCACGGCGCGCCUACACGCGGACGCGGCGAAUCACGUCGACGUGCUGCACACUAACAUCGACGGCUUCGGGAUAGCACAGCCUUUGGGACAUGUCGACUUUUAUGCUAAUGGAGGUGAAUUCCAAACAUCAAUAAAAGGCGACUUCAUAAUGCCGUGUUUCCAACUAUGCAGUCACAUUCGUUCUGCAUUCUACUGGCUCUUAGCCUACAGCAACCCCGACAAAUUUGUCGCAGUACAAUGCGACUCAGUCGCAAACGCUAGAAUAGGCGAUUGCUAUAAUGGAACCAUAAGGACCAAUGUUUUAGGACCAAAAACUAACUUCAGUAAAACGGGAGUGUUCUAUCUACCUACUGAAGCUACUGCACCCUAUCAUUUAGGUUUGAAUGGUUUGAAGAAAAGAAAGUUUGGUGUGAAUGACUAUCUGAUGACACCGGCCCCUGAUGAAGACAUGACUAUUUAGAUGACGUCAAAUCAUAAAGCUACUAUGUAGUUGUCAUCAUGAGAAAUAUGUUCGGUGCAUAAUUACGAGAUCGUAUUCAUUAAACCGACCAUUGUAUAUAAGGCUUAUUAUGU